Molecule: messenger RNA, 1170 nt
Organism: Eruca vesicaria subsp. sativa (arugula)
Lineage: Eukaryota; Viridiplantae; Streptophyta; Magnoliopsida; Brassicales; Brassicaceae
Source: the annotation of a GenBank genome assembly
AUGGCUGGUGAUAAUUCAGUAAGGUCAUUGUUUGAGAAAUGGACCGAGUGUGCAAGCAAUGCAUACCUGAGCAUACUGGAAAGGUGGGUCUAUGAAGGGAUUAUUGAUGAUCCGUGUGGGGAAAUUUUCAUUGCUGAGAACAGACUCUUGAAAAGCUCGCCUGCACAAGAAAGACUCAGUCAAGACUCGACGGCUGAAUACUGGAGCCAAAGGUACAGCCUCAAGGAGACUAUUCCUGGCUUCCUUGCAAACAUUGCUGCAACAAUAUUGACCACAGGGAAAUAUCUAAACGUUAUGAGAGAAUGUGGGCACAAUGUUCAGGUUCCGAUCUCAAAGAGAUCCAAGUUAACAAUAUUUGGUUCAAAUCAUCAUUAUCUAGAAUGCAUAAAGGCUGCUCACGAAUUUGCCAGUACAGAGCUUGUGAAUCUCAUCAAGGAUAAGUACGACCUCAUUGGAAGACUUCGCUCGCUAAAGCACUAUCUUCUUCUCGACCAGGGUGAUUUCUUGGUUCAUUUCGUGGACAUUGCUCGAGAGGAGCUGAACAAAAAAGUGAAUGAAAUCUCUGUUGAAAAGUUGCAGCCUUUGCUAGAUCUUGCUCUACGCACCACAGCGGCUGCAGCAGAUCCUCGCCACGAGGACUUGACUUGUUGUGUGAAGGACUCUGAUAGCAAUAGUAUAGAGGACCCAGUGAGCAUCACUGGUCUUGAAACAUUUUCCUUGAGCUACAAGGUUCAGUGGCCACUAUCUAUUGUCGUAUCAAAGAAAGCCUUGUCAAAGUACCAGUUAAUUUUCCGGUUUCUGUUUCAUUGCAAACAUGUGGAACGCCAGCUUUGUGGGGCUUGGCAGAUGCAUCAAGGGAUUCAAUCUAUGAACUGUAACGGUACAGCAAUUCGUAGAUCAUCGCUUCUCUGCCGUAGCAUGCUUAAAUUCAUCAGUAGCCUUCUACAUUUUCUUACAUUUGAGGUUCUGGAACCAAAUUGGCAUGUGAUGCACGAUAGACUACAAUCCGCAAGGAGUGUAGAUGAGGUGAUUCACGACUUCUUUCUUGAUAAAUGUCUGAGAGGAUGCUUGCUUCUUUUACCUGAUGUUGAUGUUGCCAACAAAAUUGACCAAAUCACCACAAUGGUUGGUGUUCUCAGUUCUGUUAUGUCUUUCCCAUCAGACCUUUGA